AUGGAUCAACCCGACGUUCUCAUCAUUGGCGCUGGCAUGUCCGGUAUUGGACUCGCCGUCCAGCUAGUCCGUCAAUACGGAACUCUAAACUUUGAAAUCAUCGAAAAAGACGCCGAGAUUGGCGGCACUUGGUGGGUUAAUUCCUACCCUGGCUGCGGAUGCGAUGUCCCCUCUCACUUCUUCUCAUACUCUUUUGCUCUCAACCCCGACUGGUCUCAGGCAUAUGCGAUGCAGCCCGAGAUUCACUCGUACUUUAAGGAUGUUGCGGCUCAGUAUGAGAUUGAGAAGCACGUUCGGUUCAACUCAACUGUCCAGUCUGCUCGUUGGGAUGAGACCUCUGGGACAUGGGAUGUUAUAUGUCUGGAUGCAAAGACCGGCAAACUCGCCACCCGGCGCUCCAAAGUCCUCGUUUCAGCGGUAGGAGCACUGUCUAUCCCUAAGCCAUGCACCAUUCCCGGUGCAUCAGACUUUACUGGCCGCAUCUUUCAUACAGCUCAGUGGGACCACUCGUUUGACUGGAAGGGAAAAGAGGUGGUGAUGAUUGGAAACGGCUGCAGCGCAACCCAGGCCCUCCCAGUCAUGACUGCUGGAGAUGGAGCCGUCAAAAAGGCAACGCAGUUCGCUAGACAGUCACACUGGGUUGCAGAACGUCCAAACCCGAAACAUUCAGCCUUGUUCAAGUUCGUUAUGAGAUGGGUUCCCUUUGCGAUGCGCAUCCACCGCGCGAGACUUUACUGGCAGAAUGAACGAAACUUUCAUGGCUUCAAAGUCGUCGAGGGACUCGGAAUGCGAAAUCAGUGGGAGAAAGAGGCUACUGACUACAUACGAAGGACAGCUCCGGCUAAGUACCACGAGUUUCUGGUUCCCAAGACCGAGGUUGGAUGUAAGCGAAGAGUAAACGACACGGAUUACCUCAUUUGUCUGCAUCGCGAUAAUGUCGACUUGGUCUAUAAUGACCCGAUAGAAGCCAUCGAAACAGCAGGAGUGCGCACAAAAUCAGGUCGACUAGUCAACGCCGAUGCUAUCAUCCUCGCCCAUGGAUUCGAGACCCAAACGCCCUUGUUCCCCAUGAAAAUAUUCGGGAAGGGCGGUCUUACUGUUAAUGAACACUGGGAUCAGGUCAGUGAGGGUGCAGCUUCGUCUUACUUUGGAACCUGCUUGUCCAACUUUCCCAACUUUUUCAUCAUGAUGGGCCCCAACACUCUGAGCGGGCAUCUCUCUGUUAUUUACACCUCUGAGUGUCAGAUCAACUUCACUCUAAGAGCCAUCCGACCCAUCCUAAAGAACGAAGCCGACAUUGUCGAAGUCACAGCAGACGCCGAGAAGAGGGACAUUGACGAGGUCCAAGAGAAGGCAAAGAAGUUGGUUUGGGCCACGGGGUGCACAUCUUGGUUCAUCGAGACAAAGUCGAACAGGAACACCAUCAUGUUUCCGGAUUGGCAGUUCAAGUUUUGGUGGAGAAGCCUCUUUGUGCCAUCAGGCGACUUUGAAUACCGAAAACUCGUUCGAGAGCCUCGUGCACUGGAAACAAGGACAUCAGGCCGCGGAUUGUUGGUGCUUGCUGCUGCUACUCUUGCUGUUGGUGUUGGAUCUAUUUAUCUCGAGGUUCUAAAGUGGCAUUCAUGA
This is a messenger RNA of Fusarium keratoplasticum, 1626 nucleotides long. RefSeq lists its product as uncharacterized. The record is from RefSeq and is a predicted model, not a curated record. NCBI's taxonomy places the organism in Eukaryota, Fungi, Ascomycota, Sordariomycetes, Hypocreales, Nectriaceae. Bases 1 to 1626 code for a protein of 541 amino acids. Gene Ontology annotation, molecular function: flavin adenine dinucleotide binding; NADP binding; N,N-dimethylaniline monooxygenase activity. The transcript is spliced from 4 exons.